UUUGGAUCCCUUGUACAUUGUGAUGGAACUUCUUCAUAUACUACUGAUUUAUUACGGUCUCAAGCAUCUCUAAAUGAUAGUUAUAUCGACGUUGCUACCUCUUGUGGUCACCGUGUGAGAUAUACAACUUUAACCAGAAAGCUGUUUCUMGGUCGUAGAGUUACAUUUUAUGCAAACUGUUCUGCCACUUUUAACCCCGAAUUACUAGAGAUUACUUGUAGUGGUGAUAUACAUCCUCAUCCAGGUCCCGAAACUAAGACAAGAUGUUCGAUCUGUACAAGAACUAUUGCUCGUAAUCAUCGAAGGGUGACAUGCCGAGCAUGCAAAUACCAGUUCCACUUCAAAUGCUGYGGAUUGUCUCUUACUAUCUACAAAAAGAUUYGCUCUGGCUUUAUAAGUGACUGGAUGUGCUCCGAGUGUGACGAAUCUAUACAAGGGGUUUUUAAUUUCUCCGAGUCCUUCUUUGAAGAUGUUACUCAAAGUACACCUCAAUUUGUACCAGGAAAGGUUUUGAUAGCCGAACAGACACCGCAACUCAUGCAAGGGGUUUCGUCUUCCGACCUCGAACAGACAAGAAAGUCUGCAGGGAAAGACCUUAUGAUAGCGCACCUGAACAUUAACAGUGUCCAAAACAAAUUUGAAGAACUUAGUGGACUUAUUAGAAGAAUGCGCAUUCAUGUAAUGUUUAUUACAGAAACCAAGAUCGACGCAAGCUAUCCUGACGCACAAUUUUCGUUAUCUAACUACACUCUUCACYGCAACGACAGAAAAAAGGGUGGAGGAGGAAUAUUCGCACUGGUUUCUACAUCUAUUACUAAAAAAAGAUUGAAGUUAAAGAGUUACAAAACAUUGGAACCACUAGCCUUUGAAAUCAAAACAGAGUACGGAAAUAUGGUAAUUGUUGGAAUCUACCGUCCCCCGAGACUACUGGUUGGURAUUACAAAUUACUUCUUGAAAGCGAACUCAGUGACAUCUGCAACUGGGCGAGUCUCCAAAGUAAUUCUGUCGUUGUAUUAGGAGAUYUGAACCUGGACCGUCUCAAGCCUAACAAGCCUGAAUGGAAAUUAUUGCGCGAUUUGGAGGACGAACAAGGUUUUGAUUGCUUGAUUACUGAACCGACAAGAAUAGUUAACACUGGAACAAUCAAUACUGAAUCAYUGAUUGAUGUUUUGCUUUGCAACAGGCCUGAACUAUUCUCUCAUGCUGGCACCUACCAACCGUGCUUGAGUGAUCAUGCUUUAAUUUACGGGAUAUUGAAUCACAAAGUGAACUUGAAUAAACCCAAAAUUGUCAACUUCAGAAGUUAUAAGAACUUUGACAAUGACAUUGGGGGUGAUGCAGCUAAGCUGAAAGAAAUUGAUGAUUUUUAUAACCAUAUCAGUGUCAAACAAAUCAGGGAGAAACAACGUGAUGUAAAACAGCCCAUUUCGAUCAUGGCUGUUACUCAAAAACAAGUAUUUGAUGAACUUGAAUCUCUCAACACUAGGAAAUCUACCGGUAGCGAUAACAUCUCUGCUAAAAUCCUAAAGCUUGGCGCUGAAGAGCUGUCGGAACCUCUUACCACACUUUUUAACUCAUGUAUCAAAAAAGGCAUCUGGCCAAGUGUGUGGAAAAAGGGAGACUGGACUCCAGUACACAAGAAAGAUGAUAAACUUUUAAUAGAGAAUUACCGACCGAUAACUACUCUUCCUUGUAUAAACAAAAUGCUUGAAAAGCUGAUUGGUAAACAAAUCACAAAAAGUUUUGCUCCAAACAUGUACAAGAACUCAAACGCUUACAGAAAAUAUUACAGUUGCGAAACUACUUUAAUCAAUCUUAUAGAAGCCUGGAAGAAAGCUAAAGAUGACAAGAAUGUCAUUGAUAUUUUAUCAACUGACAUGUCAAAAGCAUUCGAUUCACUUCACCCACCUCUGUUAUUGAGCAAACUGAAAGCGUAUGGUUUCGACGAAAAUGCGAUCAAGCUACUUAACAGCUAUCUCCACGGAAGAGUGAAAUUGACAUCGCCACCCUUUUGUGCUCACGUUUUCCAACGUAGCAAGGUUGACGAGAAGGGACUUCAACUCGACCUCUCUGAAGUUAAAAUCAUAGCAUCAGGUAAAUUCACAAUCUUGCUUGUGGACUUUAACAACCCGAAGCACACACUUUAUAAUGGCGGUUGUUGUGACAACAUUAACUGGUGUAUAUCUCAAUGCGAUAACUUUUUUCGUUUCUGUGCCUCGACGGUGGGCUCCAUCAAGGAGUGUUCGCUUGGUGGGUGGUUGUCGACUGCAGUCGUAGGAGAUGAUAGCUUUACAUUCCCUAAGGAUCUUGGUGGAGGGCUUAAAAAUCCUAUCUCUUACUCUUUUGAAGAGUGGAAGAAAACAGCGUCGGGGAACUAUAACCUCGUKUGUCCCCGUGUGUAUGAUGGCCUUACAAUCUAA
Molecule: messenger RNA, 2421 nt
Organism: Exaiptasia diaphana
Lineage: Eukaryota; Metazoa; Cnidaria; Anthozoa; Actiniaria; Aiptasiidae
Exons: 4
Biological process (GO): multicellular organism development; Notch signaling pathway
Cellular component (GO): membrane
Molecular function (GO): catalytic activity
Source: RefSeq, a predicted model, not a curated record